UGAACGAUGCCAUUGGCAGGCCAGACAUUGGCACAAGCCUCUCUGCGGAGGGGGCUCUCAGUUCCUCUCUUGUGCAUUCGUGUUUCAUUACAUCUCGAGUGAAAAAAAAAACGGAAGAAGAGGGAAAAGUGUCUCCAGUUUUCCUCCAUCAAGCGACCGAGAAAUAUCAAACCGAGAUUUGAGAUCAAUAACGAUAAACUACGAGUGUUCAUGGUCAAGGAGAGUUGGUUAAACACAAGAAUAAAACAACAAUCGGUGAAACAUACCCUCCGCCAUUCUAGAUUUCACGCUUUAGGGGAGAGAUCCUUCCCAAGAGGAUUUUCACAAUGUCUCUCUGGGCAAAAGCACAACAGUUGCCCCAGGAGUCACUGCAGCAGGUGCGCUCAGUAUAUGGGGAACAUUUUCCGAUUGAAGUCAGACAUUUUUUGUCGUCAUGGAUCGAGGAGAAAAUGUGGACGGACAUCGAGCCAGAUAAUCCACAGUACGAGCAAUACACAACGAAUCUCGUGGGUUCACUGAUUCAAGAGCUAGAAACAAAGGCAGCCUCCCUGCACACAGAAGACCUCUUUCUCACGAAGCUCAAGUUGAUCGAAGCAGCGAAGACCUUUCGUCAGCGCUACUCCCAGAAUCCAGCGACCCUUUUCCGCAUAAUCCGCCACUGUCUGGGCACUGAAAUGAAGCUUGUAGCGCAGGUGGAGAACCUGGGAGGUGCCUUGAUGAGCAUGGCACAUGGUAGAGUGGGUCUGAUGGUUGGUGAUGCAGUGGCAGAAAUAGCACAGCAGGUGGAGGCCCUUCGUCGCAGGACCCAGGAGACCGGAGAGGACCUUCGUAAGAUGGAGCAGGAGCAGGAGGCCUUUGCCAUCAGCUACCACGAUUGUACGAAGGUUAAUGCCCACCUCCAGCAACUGGCAACCCAUCCACAGAGUCAGCAAAGCAUAGAAGCAGAGAAGAAACUGAGACGACAGAAGGAGCAGCACGAACAGCUCCUCAAUCACAAGGUCGCUAGUCUCAUGCAAUUGCGAUUAACACUCGCUGACAAACUCAAGGAUACCAUCACCAGACUCAGCAGCUUGCAAUCACGUGUUUUGGAUGAGGAGCUCAUCAGGUGGAAAAGAGAUCAGCAGUUGGGAGGGAAUGGGGCGCCCUUCAAUAGCACUCUGGAUUCAAUUCAGGAGUGGUGUGACAGUUUAGCAGAACUAAUCUGGCUUAAUCGUCAGCAGAUUAAAGAGGCUGAACGAUUGAAGCAAAAAUUAGCACUGGAUCCACCAGGUGUUCAGGACAUUCUUCCGACCCUGAAUUCACAGAUAACUCAGCUGCUGAGCUCCUUGGUCACAAGUACAUUUAUAAUUGAGAAACAACCGCCUCAGGUAAUGAAGACAAACACAAGGUUCACGAGUACAGUGAGACUCCUGGUCGGUGGUAAAUUGAAUGUCCACAUGACACCCCCUCAAGUGAAGGUCUCUAUCACGAGCGAGGCCCAGGCAAACUCUCUCCUGAAGAACGACAAGAUGACAAAGAGCAGCGAGGCCAGUGGUGAGAUUCUCAAUAACACUGGUACCAUGGAGUACCAUCAGGCAACCAGACAAUUGUCCGUCAGCUUCAGAAAUAUGCAGCUGAAGAAGAUAAAAAGGGCAGAAAAGAAGGGAACUGAAUCUGUUAUGGACGAAAAAUUUUCCCUCCUCUUCCAGUCACAAUUUAGCGUUGGAGGUGGAGAACUUGUAUUCCAGGUGUGGACACUUAGCCUUCCAGUGGUUGUUAUAGUCCAUGGAAAUCAAGAGCCUCAUGCCUGGGCCACAGUCACCUGGGACAAUGCCUUUGCUGAGCCAGGACGUGUGCCAUUUGCUGUACCAGACAGGGUACCUUGGUCACAGGUGGCUGAGGCACUCAAUGUAAAAUUCAGAUCGGCCACAGGAAGGUCCCUCAUGGAGGACAAUCUUCGAUUUCUCGCUGAGAAGGCGUUUAGGGGUGGUGGCGGUAGCAUUGCCAAUCCUGGAGGUACUCCAUCGUCAAAUGUCUCUGGACAGGAGCAGGAUUACUCAAAUUUGCAUCUCAGCUGGGCUCAAUUUUGCAAGGAGCCCCUCCCAGAGCGUAAUUUUACAUUCUGGGAGUGGUUUUAUGCAGUUAUGAAACUCACCAGGGAGCAUCUCAGGGGGCCCUGGAUCGAUGGCUACAUUCUUGGCUUCGUCAGGAAGAAGCAGGCCGAGGAAAUGCUCGCCUCCUGUCCAUCGGGAACUUUCUUGAUGCGGUUUUCUGAUUCUGAACUUGGGGGUGUCACCAUUGCUUGGGUGGGGGAUCAGUCGGAGGUAUUUAUGCUUCAGCCAUUUACCAGCAAGGACUUCGCCAUUAGGAGCCUCGCUGAUAGGGUAUCGGAUCUCCAUCAUCUUCUCUAUCUUUAUCCGGAUCUCUCCAAGGACCAGGCGUUCUCCAAGUACUACACCCCAUUCACUGAGAAUCAACCAAUGUCAAAUAAUGGAUAUGUUAAGCCGUUACUCGUUACACAUGUGCCAGGAUGGGGUGGUCCGGGGGUUGGUGGACAGACACCCUCGCACUCUAUCGUUGGUGUUGGCGGUGGUGGACAGGGGGGACAUGGGGGCAGCUAUCCAGCUACUCCUUCGACAAUGUUCCAGGCACACAGUCCGGAUUCAUCGGUCACCAGGGAUACACCGUCCGUUGCUUCGAGCUAUGCUCCGGGCCCCGGUCAGUCGGGUGUUGGUCGACCAAGUGACAUGGACUACGUGGAAUUGAUGGGACACGGUGAUCUGGCGUCAAUCGACGAAAAUCUCAACCUGGAACAUCUCAAUGGAUUUGGGUUUAGUGAAUUUAUGCAGAAUUACAAGCCCCAGUAGGUACGUCACCAGUCAUGUCCAUCAUUAACGAAGGAAUAUUAGAUAUCUCAAGACCCAUAGAGUGAAUUUUGAGAUUUUUUUUCUCUAUUUUGACCAGUUUGACCAGUUCAAAUCGCAUCGUUGAGUAGAAAUUUAUGGAGAAACAGAGGGAAGUGUGUGUUUUACCUCUUCUGUCCCUCUUGGGGGGGAUGGAUAAAAAAAUUAUUUCGCAUGAGAAAUCUAUAUUUUUUUUAUCGUGGGAUGGUUGGGAGAUGAGUGAGAGAACUACAGGGGAUUAUCCUCAUUAUUUUGAUGCACAGAAUGCCACGUGUGCGUGAUAAGUAGUUAACGAAAGUUUAUUGAUGUAAUUAUUGUAUACGCAUUUCGUGAAUGCAGACAUAUUUUUGAUGACUGUUUAAAUUUAAGAGUUUAAGAGGUGAAUUGGGUGGGAAAUUACGGGGAGUUGUGAGAAUGAGAUAGAGAGAAUUAUUUUUGAAGAGGGUUAUCGGUUUUAAAGGGGACUGGUAGAAUAGGAUGAAUUAUUCCUGGGUAUUUUCAGACGGGCUGAGUGAAAUUCAAUUUUUUCUCAGUAAUUUUCAAAGUAUUGUCUUACAUUUCAAAAUGAGUGCUCACUCGUCAAUAUCGUAUCAUUCGUUUAGCAGGUAUUAAUGAUUCUAGUUGAAUUUAAACUCCCUUCCGCAUUUUUAUUUUUUGUGGUCAAAACGAUGUUUGCCGAACAAUAAAACCAGCAUUCAGACAUCAUACCGAUAUUUCCUCUCCCCCCCUCCAAGUGCAAUGACGAAAACUAAGUGCUUUUUGUUACUUGUUAAAUAUCUAUUUCAUUGUAUUUAUAUAGUUGAUUUUUAUUUACUCUUUUUUUAAGGAGUACAUUAAGUACAAUUAAACUAGAUUUACAAUGAACCUUGAGGUCGUUGCUAUAGAGGUAUCACAAUUUUGUUCUGCGUGUCAACAAUACAUUUUAGCGUCCCAAAGGAUAGGAUACUGCGCAAUUUACGAUAAGAAAAUUAUAAUUACAAGCUUAUUACUCAGCAAGCAAGAGUGCUGUAGCUUUUAUAGAAAUAAGUGCUCUCAUUUCUCUCCAGGAACGAUAAAAAAAGGCCAUCCUUUAUUUUUUUUUGCAAAUUUAUUACUAUUUUUUAUCUAAGAUUUGAACUUUGCCAGUCAAAGAAAUUAAACGGAAAUGAUUGGGCCCCGUUUUACGUGCCCAGCUAAUUUGAGAUGACGAUUUUAAUAUAGUAGGACUCGAUGUACCACGAUAUAACUGUUUUAAUUGGAAUUCUAACUUGAAAAAUAUGUUGAGAAUAAGCUGGACACAAUCGUUAGUCACCAGGGGUGCCUUAGAUUAGAGUAGGUUAUGGUGGAGCAAUGCAGGACAGUGGAAUAUUUGUUGGUAUUGUAUAAAAUGAGUUUAAUCACUCUUGUCACUCCUAACUAUCUCCAAAGUUAUGAUGAAGAGAACACGAGGCAAUGGCCCAUUACCCAAGAGGUAACUGUAAAUAAUUUCGGACGAGAGUGAUCAAUAGACAGUAUAAGGCAAUGACAACUUUGAUGAUCAUGUUGUCCAUAUUAUUUCACCAAUCACACUAUUGUAUUUUAAGUUUCUCUGCAACAAAAUGGAGUUGCCAUUUUAAUGAAUUAUUUUGAUGCUCUAGAGGUGAGAAAUAAUCAUCGUAAUUGUGAACUAACUUUGUGAUUUUUUUUUCUUUUUCGUGGAUUAAUUACGGUGAUUGUUCGAAGAGGUGUUGAUAAUGUAUGAGGAUUCCAUGAAAUGUAAUAAUUAUGUUCAGAGAAUUAAAGAAACAUACUGUGCUA
Diachasmimorpha longicaudata is the source of this 4658-nucleotide messenger RNA. It is a transcript of the gene Stat92E, whose product is annotated as signal transducer and activator of transcription 5B. Lineage: Eukaryota; Metazoa; Arthropoda; Insecta; Hymenoptera; Braconidae. Gene Ontology annotation, molecular function: DNA-binding transcription factor activity, RNA polymerase II-specific; RNA polymerase II cis-regulatory region sequence-specific DNA binding. The record is from RefSeq and is a predicted model, not a curated record. The transcript is spliced from 4 exons. Bases 327 to 2846 code for a protein of 839 amino acids. Gene Ontology annotation, biological process: defense response; cell surface receptor signaling pathway via JAK-STAT; regulation of transcription by RNA polymerase II.